Paramormyrops kingsleyae is the source of this 1348-nucleotide messenger RNA. Lineage: Eukaryota; Metazoa; Chordata; Actinopteri; Osteoglossiformes; Mormyridae. The record is from RefSeq and is a predicted model, not a curated record.
AUGUAUGUCCUGUGUCAUCUUCCAAGUGUCUCCACCUCCAUUCGCCGUCCUCCUCUGAAAGUGUCCUGUUCUAUGUGAUCUGACUUCAUCGAACAAGAGUGACUGCAGGAACAGGGAGUCAUCUGCUAGUGUCAGACAUGGCUGCUCCAGUAAAGCUCAGAAUUAUCCUCGGGGAAAACAAUUCCCAGAGACUUACCCUGCAAGAUGGAAUUCCAGAUACGGUUGGUGAACUUGUUCAGCACAUUAAGAGUCAGUGUGGGGCAGAUGCCCAUUUCAGGCUGCAAUUUAUGGAUGCAGAGUUUGGCAAUGAAUUUACCAACUUGACUUCAGUGUCAGAGAUCCAGGACAGAAGUACCUUAAAGCUCAUCUUUGAUUCAGCUGCAUCUGACCUGCCUGGUGGCUCUCUACCCCCUCAACCCUACUCCACUCCUGGCCCAUCAUGGUCUAGUAACGAGCCACAACUUUCAUCCAGUAGCUCGUAUGAUGCAGACAUUUUGUCUACUCCUGAGUCCACCCCUUCACGGUCCUCUGGAUGGCCUGUUGUUUUUCUUGUGCCCCGUUUCCCAUAUGAUUGUGAGCUACAGCUGGACAAAGCUAAUGCUGCAUUCAAAGAAAGCGGAACUUUUUUUAAUCCAGAUAUUAGACUUAAAACUGCCGUUCUUGACGGUUUAGCCGAAGCAAUUGUUCAGUACAAAGUGUACCCCUCAGACAGUGAGUUUGAAGAGGUUGCUAAAGCCCUUGUCACAUCCCAUCCAUGUUUGAAAGAACCAGGCUCUGCUACUGGAUAUAGUGGCUGGAAGGUGAGCUUAAAAUACAAACUUGCCAACUACAGACAGAAGCUAAUGUGGCUUGGAUGCCCAGAGGUUGAACUGAAUUCCCUCACAAAUAAACCUGCAGACAAAUGCAAUCCUGCUUAUGGUGUGAAGAAGCCCAGGAAGGCCGAAGUGAACUACUGCCCCACCUACCCAGCUGGUGAAUCUGCAGAGACACUUGAAAAGAUAAGAGAGAUUAGAAGCAUUAUGAUACCCAUAACUCAGGUAUGAUAAUGGGGGAUAAUGGGCUUGAAAUUUAAAGAGGUAAUGUAAGAGGGAGGGAGAGACAUAAGACUAGAUUGAGAGGGCAUAUAGUACUUUCUCUGAGAAGGAUCUGAUACAAUAUGCAAUGUUGGGCAGAUUUGACAAUGUCCACUGAAGUUAUAAUGGUAGUUACUGUUUCCUGGGACCACAUAAAUGCUUUUAUUUUACAUAUUUCUUUGAUUAAAUGUAUUGCUUGGACUGUGCUGUGCUUUUAACCAACAUCAUUGAAGGUUCCUUUAAUUGUGAUUUGAAAGUUACAUAGUAUUGAUGCA